Molecule: messenger RNA, 489 nt
Organism: Ilex paraguariensis (yerba mate)
Lineage: Eukaryota; Viridiplantae; Streptophyta; Magnoliopsida; Aquifoliales; Aquifoliaceae
Source: the annotation of a GenBank genome assembly
AUGCAUAUGUUAAACCUUGCGAUUCAAGCGAGCAUAGAAGCCAACUUGUUGUACACAAAACGCGGGAACCUCCCACCUCGCCCAGUGUUAGCCCUUCCAGUUCUAGGCCACUUCUACCUCCUGAAACAACCACUUCAUAGAACUCUACAAAAGCUUACAGAGAAACAUGGCCCAAUAUUCUCCCUCAGAUUUGGGACCCGUCUUGUUACUAUUGUGUCAUCAUCAUCUGCGGCGGAGGAAUGCUUCACCAAGAACGACGUCGUCCUCGCUGACCGCCCUCGUUUCCAAAUAGGCAUGGGCUAUAACUACACCGCGGUGGUUGGCGCCCCCUACGGCGAUCACUGGCGCAACCUCCGCCGCCUCAGUGCACAAGAAAUUUUCUCCCCCAGUCGUCUCAACAUGUUUUUAUCCAUUCGACAAGACGGAGUUAAGCGUUUGCUGCGUAGCCUUUGUUUAAAAAUCAGAGAGGGUAUGCGAAGGUUGAUUUGA